AUGAUUUUCAGAAUGUUUAACUUUAUGAAUUCGCGGAUAGAUGAAUUCAUUGAGGAGAGAAAAGACAUCAAAUUAAUAUUGGAUGAGUCUUCGCUAUUGUAGGAUCUCUUGAUGCCCUAAUAACAAUACAAAUUGCUUAAUUACGUCAAGGACCAUCCCGAGCAUUUGGAGACUCUCAUCGAGUACAUCACAGAAGUCGGAGAUGAGACUAACUACCAGAGAGUAUAAUAUAAAUAUCCCUUUUUAGCGAGCGAGAUCUUGAGCAAGGAGAAUGAUUUCUUUCAAGAUUUCCUUUUUGAGGGUCAAAAUCUCCAUUUUUUGAAUAGACUGUUUUCCCUUCUGAACGAGGAUAUCCUCAACAUUACAUAAGCAGGUUACUUCUCUAAAGUUAUCCUCACUUUGUUGAGGAGGAAGCAUUUCAAGGUGUUGCAAUACUUAAAUGACAAGGACAUCUCUAAUCUUCUUAAACAUAUUGACAUUCCCCAUAUUGCUGAAAUAAUUGAAAAGGUCAUCAUUCCAGACCCUAAUGAUGAGAAUUAAUUGCUUGAUAAACAGAAAUCCAUCUUACAGAGAGUAAUGAAGAUCUCAUUGCAUCGCUACUAUGAAACUGAAGUUUUUGACAAUUGCUUGCUCAUCAUCAAUAAUUUAAUAAAGAGUCAAAUCAAUCCGGAUUAGGAGGAGUUGAUCAAAAUUUUAUUGAACCCUUAUUACUUUCUCACCAUUUGUUACUAAAGUCAGAGAACUGCAGCCUAUGAAUUAGUAUCGAAUCUACUGUAAUAUAUUAAUAAUUCAGGCAAGACAGAUUACUUUCUCUACUUUAUCAAUGUAGCUAAGCAUCUCCCCAAUGCAUUCACCACUUCCAAUUUAUAUGCCAUACCUCAUCAGACUUCUUAUGGGUAGAUCAUCACUCCUUUGUCCUCAAACAAACUCACAUUACUCCAAAUAUUUUACUUACUAUUACUCAGUGAGAAAGAAGAGAUUUUGUUUGAACUGAUCAACAAUCAAUCCUUCUAAGUUGUUACCAAUGUCAUAUUGACUCAUGAAUUCAACAAUCAAGCCCUCAUUUGGUUUGAUAAGAUAGUCAUCUUUAUAUUCCAGAAAUUGCCUAAAUUUUUUCACGAAUCCAUCUCAGAGUUCUUGGCCUCAAUCAUUAUUCAAUACAAUAGGAACGAGAAAAAACAAGUUGGAUUAUUGCAAAACACCAUCAAACCAGGAUACCAAGGCAUCCUAACCAAAAUAUCCAACUUAUUGGUGGAGAAUCAUUUCACCAGCGAAGUUUGGGAUCAAUAUGUGAAUGACACUCUCAGCAAAAUUAAUUCAGUAGAGAAAAAAUUGUUAUGUGGCGUUGAUCCUAGACCAAGACAAAUUCAGUAAUACAUACAUGAAUCAGUCACAAUUGAAGCGCCAAUGGACAAUGACGACAAAGAAGAAGAUGAAGAAGUAGAGGAAGAAGACAUACCUGAGGAUGAUAAUAAUAAGGAAAAUGAAAAUGAUGAUUACGAAAAAGAAUAAGAGUAAGAAUAAGAGUAGGAAUAAGAAUAAGAGUAAGAAUAAGAAAAAGAAAAAGAGCAGGAAUAAGAACAUGAAUAAGAACAAGAACAAGAAGAGAAAUUCUAUGAUUGCAACGAGGAAGGUCGAUUACAAUAAUUACAAGAAUUACAGCAAAUCCAAUAAGAAGAAUCUAAAGUAGUAUCCAAACAUAAAUAAAGUUCUGAGGAGUAAGAAUUAAUCGAUGAAUAAAUUGAAGAAAUGAUUUCUGAUCCCCAAACCAAACCAGAGUAAGUUGCAUAAAUUAUUUAAAAUGAAGAAGCGCUUAUUGAUGACAUUGGACCUUUAGAACUAGAAAACAAACUAGAUCAUCAAGUCAAUGAAUAUUACAAAAAGCAUGAUGAUCCUAAAAAUGAAGAAUGAUAUAGAUAUAUAUUUAAGCAUUUUCGCUUAAAAUAAAUAUUAUA
Paramecium tetraurelia is the source of this 1955-nucleotide messenger RNA. RefSeq lists its product as uncharacterized. Gene Ontology annotation, molecular function: protein phosphatase binding; protein phosphatase regulator activity. The record is from RefSeq and is a predicted model, not a curated record. NCBI's taxonomy places the organism in Eukaryota, Ciliophora, Oligohymenophorea, Peniculida, Parameciidae. The transcript is spliced from 8 exons.